Molecule: messenger RNA, 1020 nt
Organism: Penicillium taxi
Lineage: Eukaryota; Fungi; Ascomycota; Eurotiomycetes; Eurotiales; Aspergillaceae
Product: phosphotransferase family protein
Exons: 2
Coding region: 1-1020 (339 amino acids)
Source: RefSeq, a predicted model, not a curated record
AUGCAGUUCUGCUUGAAAACAACCCCCGGCUCUUCUUCCCUCACCAGGUCCGACAUGGCUCGAAAUCCAACAGCCCACUCAGACGAGUACAAAAGUCUCGAUGCAAUCAUGUCUUUACUGUUCCCCUCAACGGUCCGAGUGCAACGAUCACAGAUAAUUCUAGGCUGCAUACAUUCCUUGAACCUGUUAACACUGUCCAACGGAGUCCGCUUAAUGCUAAAGGGCUCACCUCUCCCUGGAACUCCCCUUCUCCGACACGAGCGCUACUUUCUCGAGACAGAAGCUCGAUUCCUGGCUCUACUAGGCCAAAGUGCCAAUCCUUGCAUCCCCCAACUAUACCACUAUGAUCCGCAUGGGAGUUCCCUCGGCUCUGCAUACUUGAUAAGACAGUACAUCAAAGGAAAAUCACUCGCGCAAAUGGAAGACUCAAUAUCAAGCCGCCAACGCAGCGACAUAGAUCGCCACCUGGGCUUUCUCGCAAGCACAAUCAGUCAGAAUGUAGCUCCGGGGUUCGGCUCGCUGCAGCAGGUCGCGUUGAGAGCUGGGAAACGCUCUUGGAGAGAAGCUUUCACUGCUCUUUUCGAGAGUGUGCUCCGCGAUGCUGAAGACAUGUUCAUUCACCUUCCCUAUGCGGGGAUCCGUAACGAGAUUGCUCGACUUUCUCGUGCCCUUGAUGAUGUCACACUUCCGCGCCUGGUUGUCAGUCAGUUUGGACGGCCAUCGCACGUCUUGCUGGACAGUAGGUCGAACCAGGUAUCGGGCGUUGUGGAUUUCAGCAGCGCCCUUUGGGGCGAUAUGCUUAUGGCUGAAAUCUUCGAGAAUCCCACGCAAGCCGUGUUGGAGGGAGCAGGCCUUCCAGAGAGACGAACUAAAGGAGAGGAAAUCCGAGUUUUGAUGUACGCUUGCUAUCGACUAGUCUCCCAGAUUACAAUCCAAUAUUAUCGAAACCGCGACGAAGCCAAGGAGUUCGAAGCCCGCCGCCGACUUAUGGCGACAAUAACAGAUCUCGCCGCCUUUUAA